Molecule: messenger RNA, 1012 nt
Organism: Teleopsis dalmanni
Lineage: Eukaryota; Metazoa; Arthropoda; Insecta; Diptera; Diopsidae
Product: epidermal growth factor receptor kinase substrate 8-like protein 2
Exons: 3
Coding region: 476-973 (165 amino acids)
Biological process (GO): regulation of Rho protein signal transduction; Rho protein signal transduction
Cellular component (GO): plasma membrane
Molecular function (GO): actin binding
Source: RefSeq, a predicted model, not a curated record
UUCUAUUGUUCAUUUAUAUAAAUAAUCAAGUGAAAGUAGAAAAAACUGUAUCAAUCACAUAGUAGUUAUAUUCAGCUUUUAUCUACUCCAAAAAGAGUGGAUACGGCUAACUAUACAACAAAUAAGCUAUAUGUGAACAUUUCGCUGCAUUAUUCUUUUCGAAAUAUUGUGCUCAAACAGUGUAUGGUAGCACAGUAAAUAUUUUUAGUUUGGCUCAAACUAGUUGAGUGUUAACGUGAAUCGAAGAACAGUGAGAAUUUGCUAAUUUUGGGAAUCUGUAAACAAGUGUACAGUUUAAUGGUCUAUUGAAAUUUAAUUUUUCCAACACGCAUGCGUAACUUCGUUGCUAAUAUUAUAUUAUUUAAUAUACAUUUAUGAACUUUUUUCGAAAAUAUUGCAAACUACGUAGUUUGUAUUUUGAAAUUGAUAUUAAUUAGAGGAAUUUUUGUAUUCACCUACACACUGAAAAGAAAUUAUGGAUUAUCAUCACUCGAUUAAAGUUGAUGGAACUAACAAUAGCAAUAUGAUUUCCAUUAGUGACUUUUCCGGAGAUGAGCAAGAUCUACGUGAAUACGGUGACGAACGUGAUAACUCCGACUUAAUUGAAAAGCCUAUAUAUCUUUUAGAACAUUUAGCUACUUUUACAGUCAACAAAGAAUCCGGAAUAGUUUAUCCUGCAGACGGUAUGCGACGCUUAUUGCAGUUGGAAAAAUCGACUGGCAUAUGGUCACAAAAAAUGAGAUUGUGUCUCAACACACCAUGGGUUCUUAUAAUGGACUAUGAAACUGGCAAUAUCAUUGAGCGUUUUCCAGCAACUUUAAUACAGGAACCAACUGCAUUUACAUCAACUGAUGCAAUGGAGUUAUACAAUAACAUUUUAGUUUUUAUAGUAUCUGGAGGGAGUGGUUCGCGAUCAGAAAUGCAUAUAUUUCAGGUACUUAUGCGCAAUAAUGUCUGUCAUGAUCUGUGCUAAUUAUUUUAAUCUCAUUUUAAAUUGUCCAAUUCAUAUUCA